Molecule: messenger RNA, 2097 nt
Organism: Drosophila obscura
Lineage: Eukaryota; Metazoa; Arthropoda; Insecta; Diptera; Drosophilidae
Product: protein regulator of cytokinesis 1-like
Exons: 1
Coding region: 100-1980 (626 amino acids)
Biological process (GO): microtubule cytoskeleton organization; mitotic spindle midzone assembly
Cellular component (GO): mitotic spindle midzone; spindle; cytoplasm
Molecular function (GO): microtubule binding
Source: RefSeq, a predicted model, not a curated record
CAUACACGGAAAUGUAGUAGAAUUUUCAGUUGUGUCAAAUGGGAAAAGUAAACUAAAAUAAAAACAUAAAUUUCCCAAGCGAAAGACACCACAUAAACAAUGAGCGAGUCAGCUGCCAUGAAGCAAAAGAUUCUCGCAAUGACCGCGGCGCAUGUGGAUCAGCUAUAUGUGAUGUGGUGCCACAUGUUCGAUGCGCAGACAUGCGAGAAUUACCUGCACCAACUAAAGGAACACGCGGAGGCUUUCUACAACGAUCUGCUGGCCGAGUCGCGGGAGAAGCAGACCGCCAUCGAGAAGGACAUUGCCGCACUGCAAGCCGAGGAAAGUCAACUGCAUGGACUGCUCCAUGGGAGCGUCCAUGUCGAAGAGAGACCACAGCAUGUGCCGCUGGCUGUGUGGCAGCUGAGGCUGGAGCACAGUGUAGAGCAGCUGCGCGAGGAGCUGCCCAAACGGCGUGCGGAAAUUGCCGAGCUGCUGCUGCAGCAGGAGCCACUCUGUCAAGAGUUGGGCGUGCUGCCACUGCCACUGCUGACGGAUCCGCUGUCCCUGCCACAGGAGCUGACAGCAUUCCGAGAACAUCUCGACCAACUGCAAGCCGAGCGCGUGGCACGCACAGAGCUAAUGAAGGAGCUACGCCAAAGCAUCGAGCAGGAACUGCAGCAGCUGGAGAAUGAAGCGGCAGAGCGGCGUUGGCUUAACGAGAUAAAUCAGGAUCUAACGCCAGAGACAUUCGAGCGGCUGCGAACGCUGCAUCAAAGAUUGGCUGAUCAGAGGCAGGAGCAGCGCGAACACAUCGAUGCCAUGCGCGAGAAGAUCCUUGCGCUGUGGGAACGCCUCCAGGAGACAGACGAACCCACCAUGCGCCGUGUGCGCGACGCCACUGAGUACACAGAAGGCACCUGCCGAGUGCUGCAGGAGGAGCUGCAGCGCUGCCAGCUGCUGCUCAGUGGCAACCUGAAGACCAUCAUCCAGCAGCUGCGUCUGGAGAUACACGAGUGGUGGGAUCGAACGCUCAAGAGUCGCCAGGAGCGCCUGCGCUUUGCCAGCUACUACACCGAUUGGUACAACGAAGAGCUCUUGGAGCUGCACGAGCUGCAGCUGGACGAUUUGAAAGGCUUCUAUAGCAAUCACAAGGGAAUCUUCGAGCUGUACGCAAGUCGUGCAAAGCUAUUGGCACGCAUGGAGGUCUUGGAGGCCAAGUCGAAGGAUCCCAUGCGGUUUCAGAAUCGCGGCGGGCAGCUGCUCAAAGAGGAGAGGGAACGCAGAGAUAUCACAUUCAGGCUGCCCAAAAUGGAGCUGCAGAUCACUGAACUGGUGCAGGCCUAUGAGGUGCAGUGCUGUGGCCCCUUUCUGGUGCAUGGCGAGAACAUAUUGGAGCUGAUGGCCGGGCAGCGCAUGGCCAGGAAUCAGCAAAACUCUGCGCCCAGGAAGACGCCAUGCACCAAACUGAAGGCUCCUGCCGCUGCUGGAACACUGUUGAACAUGUCCAACGUGUCGUGCCGAAAGCCGCCUGCGACUCCAAUUAUCAAGAGCACAGGAAUUCCUCAAAAGCACAAGCCCCUGCAUCCAUCGGUCACCAGCGGCUCUGGGCAAAAGGCCAUCGGAACGGGCUGCCUGAAGAGCACCUCAAAUGGGGCAAACUCUGCCCUGCAGCGGGUGCGAUUGGUAACCCCAGGCACACGCACUAAAAAGAAUCUUCCGGACAAGUCGCCAAUAAAAGAACCUUCAAUGGAUGUGACGGAUGAGAACCAAACCGUGAUUGGGGACUCCUUUGGGCAGUUUACGCCAUCAAGUCGCUCCUCGCUGCUGCCAGUUUCGCGCAAUAUUUUGGGUGUCCUCCACAACAACAGCAGCAACAAUAGUUCGGUGGCCACAGUGACUGGACAGGAGGCGAAGCAGCAGCCUCGUGGCGGCAAACCAUUCAAACUACCCACGCCCCGCAGCAGCCUUAUGUGGCUGAAACCCAUCCCUAAACAUUAAUCAAGUUUUUCUCUGUUUUGUUUUUGUUUUUUUUUGGUUUCGUUUUGUUUAAUUUUUACUGUUAACAAACUAAUGGCACAUUGAAUAUACCCCUUCAACCACACAUAGACUACAGGG